AUGGAUCAUAAGAACAAUUUCGAACCUCUACCUUCUCCCGCACAAGGUGUUGGACCGUUCUACAGACCAGAGGACGAAAAGCCUACAGCAACAGUCUCCAAGGAUAUAUCCUACGAGAAUGUCCAUGUCCUUCCCCAGACCCCUCAAUUGAUUGCUCUUCUGACCAUGAUCAGAGACAAACAAACUUGUCGUGCCGACUUCAUAUUCUAUUCUAACAGAAUCAUCCGCCUCCUAGUCGAGGAAGGUCUCAACCAUUUACCAGUAGUCGAGCAAUCGGUUACCACACCAGUAGGCAGGGUUUACCUCGGAGUUAAAUUUGAAGGCAAAAUAUGCGGCGUUUCGAUAAUGAGGGCAGGGGAAGCCAUGGAGCAAGGCUUGAGGGACUGCUGCCGAUCUGUGCGUAUCGGCAAAAUCCUGAUCCAAAGGGAUGAGGAGACCUGCAAACCAAAGCUUUUCUAUGAGAAGCUUCCAACUGAUAUUCGCAAUCGAUGGGUACUCCUUCUAGAUCCAAUGUUCGCAACCGGCGGCUCUGCAACGCUUGCGGUCGAAGUUCUCAAGGCAAAAGGUGUUCCUGAAGAUCGCAUACUCUUUCUCAAUCUUAUUGCAAGUCCAUCGGGAGUCGCGGAUUUCGCAGAACGAUUUCCCAAGCUCAGGGUAGUAACUGCAUUUAUAGAUCAGGGUUUGGAUGAGAAAAAAUAUAUUAUCCCGGGGCUGGGUGACUUCGGUGAUAGAUACUAUACACUUUAG
Aspergillus aculeatus ATCC 16872 is the source of this 747-nucleotide messenger RNA. Its product is annotated as uracil phosphoribosyltransferase. The record is from RefSeq and is a predicted model, not a curated record. The coding region runs from base 1 to 747 and encodes 248 amino acids. The transcript has 4 exons. Lineage: Eukaryota; Fungi; Ascomycota; Eurotiomycetes; Eurotiales; Aspergillaceae.